This is a messenger RNA of Exophiala xenobiotica, 2508 nucleotides long. RefSeq lists its product as uncharacterized. NCBI's taxonomy places the organism in Eukaryota, Fungi, Ascomycota, Eurotiomycetes, Chaetothyriales, Herpotrichiellaceae. The coding region runs from base 84 to 1988 and encodes 634 amino acids. The transcript is spliced from 5 exons. The record is from RefSeq and is a predicted model, not a curated record.
CGGUCGAGACUUUGAUGGCAUCUCGGUCCCUCGAUGAGUCUGAGUGCAAAGAGCAUUGGUGAGCAGUCCUUGUACGCAGGGUCAUGUCGACCUUUGGGCCACCACAGCUGUCACCGCCUUCGAGCCUCCCUACAUUGAGCAGCGAGACAAAAGGCAACCAUGCGCAGGCGGGUCACCUCACAGCCUCAAAGGCGCAGGCAGUCGUGACUGAGCCGGAUGAAGCCGCCCAUGCAAAACGAGUUUUUCAUUAUCAACGCGAAUCCAGCGAGGUUGAACUGUUUUACGACUUAUUCUUCGUCGGAACCAUUGCUACUGUCUCCAUACACAAUGAGAUUGUCAACGCGCAGACUUUCAAAGCCUAUCUGGGCUUCUUCACGCUGUUAUGGACCACCUGGCUCCACACCGUUCUGUACGAUGUUCGCUUCUCCAAGGACUCAUUGUUCCAUCAAGCGCACAAGAUUGUUUCUUGUGGAACAUUGCUCGCUCUCGGUGCCAGUGCUUCACUUUAUGAUACAGGGAACAUUGAAAGGACGAAGGCCGGAUUCAAGGCAAUGUCUUUAGUUCUUAUGACCUCCAGACUGGCGCUGGUCAUCCCGCAUAGCAUCGUUCUUUGGACUUCCCGGGGCUACAGGAAAGUUCGGUCUCCGUUGAUCCUCAUGUUGGCCACCUACCUGCUUACCGCAGCCGGUUAUUUGGUAAUUGCCUUGAGAAUCGAACAUUACCCCGGAUGCUAUGUGUUUUGGUAUGUGAUUUGCGCUGUCGAGACCGCCUCCAUUAUCGCCGUAUCAUGUUACUGGACGCUUGUCAGCUUCAGACCAACACAUCUUGUCGAGAGGCUUGGUGAACUGACCCUUGUAAUCAUCGGCGAGGGUAUAUUGGUCCUCUCAAGACGGACGUACCAGUUAUUCGGGAUGCUCAACUCGCCAAGUGCGGAUGUGUAUAUCGCGACUAUCUGCGCCGUUCUUCUCACGUACCUGGUGUAUGCGCUCUACUUCAACCACAUCAACCAUGACGAGUUCGGUAGUAUCCGUCAACAAGUCUGGAUCCUUUUGCAUUAUCCACUUCACUUGGCCAUCCUUCUCACCCUGGACGGAGCGUCCUUUCUCAUCAUGUCCGGAACGCUUAGUAAGAUGACGGUCGCAUGGAUGGACGACUAUCCGCUCUAUAGUUUUGCAACCUGGGAUGAAUUCUUCAGAUCAUUUUCAACUACAUCCGCGGUUGUCUCAACACUGACAGCUCGUGUCGAUCGUCUGUGGACCCGGAUGUACAGGGAUCCGUUGGUCGCGUUGAGACUAUUCAAUUACACCGAGACCGUCACGAGCCUCGAACAUAUUCCGGCCCCAUUUAAUUCGAGCAAAUGGCAACACCAGGCCGUUGAAACCAUUGGUGAUCUCUGGACCGACGUCGAAGUCGCAAUCUACCAUGGGUUUGGUAUUGAACCAAACUUGCCAUUCGGACAAUUGCCGUCAGAAUACAAUGAAGCCAGUGCGGUCGAGGAUGUUGUCGGCACUGCUUUCCUGUACUUUUACUUCGCGGCUGGAAGUCUUUUGAUGGUCCUUGCGAUAAUGUGUUUCUUUGCGAAAAAGCAAUCGUUACAGGCAAUGUGGCUGCGCAUCAGCAUCAAGGUUGCAAUAGGGAUCUGUGUAAUUCUUCCCGUUAUAACACUUUGGCUGUCGACUCCAGCGAGCUGGACGUUCUUCCAGAGUCCGUGGACCAUAGCGACGACGAUGUUGGGAUACUUCUUGGUUGUGGUAGUGGAGAUGUUCAUCGACUGGCUUGAUCAACGCAAGCAGCGGCAGCCGCUGGGUUCGACUUCAGCCACGCUGCAUGUCCCAGCUCCAGGCUCUCCAGCUCUCUUUACCAGGCAGACACAAACUGUGGACCUCGAAAAUACGCGUUCUUCCCCUACGGAGACCAAAUCUCCUACUUUACGCGUAUCCAUCGAACGUUCGGUGGGUGGACAAGUGGAAGAGACACAGCGGACAUGAGAUGAAAAGGGAGGAAAGUACUGAGAUGGCACAACACAUCUACCAACAAAUAGCAGAAACGAAAGAAGCCGCUGGCGAUUAUCUUACAAAAGCUGCACAUGCUGCUCAACUGAAUUGUGGAACUCGGUGCUGGAAGUCCUCAUACACUUCUUCCCUCGGGCAAAUCUCAUCUCAAGUGCACACUACGAUUAACAGAAUGUUCACCAGCAUACUAGGAUACAUCAGCGUAUGAUGACUCCAACGUGCUGAAGGUUGUAGAGGUUGGCGGACGGCCACCGUCGCGAUACUGACAUUAAUCUUACAUCGCCAUGUAGGUCGUGGCGCAACUGAGAGCGACUGCGCUGCAUCCACAGACAUAGUGAGUCGAACACAUCUACAAUCCACCACCCUCAAGAGCAAGGGCGUGGAAAGCUGUCAAAGUCCAGGAGGUGGGUAGCAUGUCAUGAUUCUGUUGUUGCUUGGAAUUGGAGAUCGUGUACCUGCAUACCUACGUGUAUAUAUGUAUCAUACUAUUCCAUCG